Molecule: messenger RNA, 8324 nt
Organism: Patiria miniata (bat star)
Lineage: Eukaryota; Metazoa; Echinodermata; Asteroidea; Valvatida; Asterinidae
Gene: vcl
Product: vinculin-like
Exons: 27
Coding region: 325-3852 (1175 amino acids)
Biological process (GO): cell adhesion
Cellular component (GO): actin cytoskeleton
Molecular function (GO): structural molecule activity; actin filament binding
Source: RefSeq, a predicted model, not a curated record
AUGUAAUGUGCAGCUGCAGCUGGAACGUUAGGAAUGCCAUGAUCAGCGACAGUGUCUGACUGCUUGCAGUGGAGAUUGGACGGUAGAUUGAGCUGGAAAAUGAUUUUCUGAAAUCUAUCGUCAACAAAGACACCACAUUCAUUUUAUACUUGCCUCAAGUGCAUAGCAAGUGGUCAUUCCUAAGUGCAAAAUUCCUUGAUCUGUUGUUGGUCCAGUGACUGUAGUUUCGUUUGUCAGACUGGGCGGGGCCGUGUCUCCAAACUUCCCAAAGACAAAAAGUGCUUAAGUUAUUUUCUGCGGUUGUUGCUGUCUUCGGGAAGCACAAUGCCUACCACAUCGUACCGCACCAAGACAAUCCAUAGCAUUCUGGAUCCAGUUGCCCAACAGGUUGGGCACCUGGUGAUUCUACAUGAACAAGCUGAAGAUGGCAAUGCUAUGACUGAUUUGACUUCACCCAUCAAGAUUGUGGACCAAGCUGUCAGUAACUUAGUUGCAGUUGGUAAACAAACAGCCAGUACCAGCAAAGAUGAGAUACUACGUCGGGAGAUGCCUCCUACUUUCACCCAGGUGGAGAGGUCUUCAGGGUUGUUGGUGGAGGCCAGCGCCUUGCUGAAAGCUGAUCCUUACUCAGUACCAGCACGGAAGAAACUGAUUGAAGGAGCUAGAGGUAUCCUGCAAGGCACAUCUGAUCUACUGUUUGUCUUUGAUGAGAGUGAGGUGCGUAAGAUUGUCAAGAUCUGUGAGGGUGUCUUGCAGUUACUGGCAGUGUCUGAGGUGGUUGACACCAUGCAAGAUAUUCUCACAUUCGUGCAGGCUUUGACGCCUGGAGUGACUAACAUGAACAGUCAGGUGUCAGCGCGUCGCGAGGAGCUGAUCAAUGCUUCCCAUGCUGCACAGCUAGCUCAGCAUUCAGAGCAGUUUCAGAAGUUGAUCCCUCUAUUGGUCUCCAGUAUGAAGAUAUAUGUCACCAUUCUAGAGCAAGGCAAACCUGGCAAGCAGGAGGCCUGGGAGAAUCGUACCUAUGUGGCUAGUAAGAUGAUCUAUCACAUCCAGGAGAUCAUUAGGGUAUUGCAGGCUGUGGAUGAUGAUAGUUUCCGUGUGGAUAAUGUGACUGGUCUCCGUGCAGCGCAGAACCACAUCAAGAACAACAUGGAUAAAGCCAUGGGCUGGUUGGCAGAUCCUAACGCACUGGCUGGGGGGAUGGGUGAGAAAGCUGUGCGACGUAUACUGGAAGAUGCUAAGAAGGUUGCUGGUGGUCUGGAUGGGCCUAAGAAGGCAGAAAUAGAGCAAGCUAUCGAUGAAAUCACUGCCAUGGUUAAUGAACUGUCUGAUCUCAGAGCAAAGGGACUGGGUAACAGUCCUCGUGCGUUGGAGCUAGCCCAUGCACUCGGCGGUGAGCAUGGCAAACUAGCCAAUCUGGAGAGGCAGAUCAAUGCUGCCAUUGCAGAGAUAUUGAAGAGUAGUAUGGGCAAGAUGGCCUACACUGCUGGGGGUAAACUAGCUCAAGCUAAGGAAUGGCUCAGCAAUCCAGGUGCUGAUGACAAAGGAGUGGGUUACCGCGCCAUCAAAGACAUCAUUUCAACAGGACGUCAGAUUGCUGGCACCUGCGAUGAUCUUGGUCAACGAAAUGAUCUUCUCCGUCUUUGUAACGAGGCAGAAUCUCUGAACGACCAUCUGAGAGAUCUGUGUAAGAAGGGACAGGGUAACACUCCACAAGCUGAAGCAACGGCCAAAAAGUUAUCAGAGAAGCUGGGUCAGUUAAAUGACAAGAUGACUGAGAUUGUCAUGGGCCAGGUGUCGUCUGAUUUCCUUGACCCAAUGUCUGCCGUCAACAAGAUGUAUGAGGCUGCCCUAGCUCCUGAAGGCGCCCCACACCGUGAGGCUAACUUCACCAGCAAAGCGCAGAUCUUUCUUGAGAGUAGCAACAAAGCGGCAGAUACAGCGGCUCGCUUUGCUGGCAUUGCUGAUGCAGACAGAGACACAGUGGAUCAGAUUCAUCGCCUCAGUAAUCAGGUGAAGGAGCUGACUCCACAGGUGGUCUCUGCUGCUCGCAUUGUCCUGAUGAAUCCCAACAACAAGGUUGCAGCAGCUCAUUUAGAUGUGAUGAAGAACGAUUGGGAGGGAGCAAUGAAAGAACUGGAUGCCAAGCUGACGUCUUCCUUAGAUGUGCCAGCAUUCAUGAAAGCCUCAGAGGAGAGUAUGAAGAAACAGACUGAGCUUGCUGUAGCCGCUGUCCAUCAGCGCAACCCACAGACCUAUGCCUCAUGCAUCUCCAACAUUGCACUACGCGGUAAGAACAUGGUCAAAGUUGCCAAACGAGAAGCUGAGAACAGUGAGGAUCCAGAGUUCCAACACAAAGUAGACUCCGCAUCAGAUCAAGUCAACAACUGCAUCCCUCCAACAGUGACUACUGGCAAGCAAUUGAUGCAAGACAUGGCAAAUCCAGACAAAAUGGCCAACUGGCAAGAUGCAAAUAGCAAGCUAAUGACUUCAGUGGCGGAACUCCAAGUGCCAUUCAUCUAUGUCAUUCCCCCUGUGGAGUACUACGCCCCUCCACCACCGGUACCACCACCCCCAUCACACCCAAUGGCUCAACAGGCACAGCCAAGCAAACAGCGAGCAGGACAGUACCCAGUCUCCAGCAUGUCUCAGUACAAGACCCCACCAGGACCUGACUUGCCUGGUUACAAGAUGGCUGCCGCUCAGUUGCAAGAUGCUCUGCAUAGCCCGCCCUCACAUUACCCCGCAGUGUCCAGUCAUCAGUCCUACGCAUACCCUACCUCUAAUCACUCUGAUACUCCCACGUACAUUGACUCAGCAUCAACAAGUCUACCAUCUUAUCAUGCACAGCCAUCCCGUUAUGAGGCCAUUCAGCCUGAGAGUGCUUCACCUCAGGUGCAUUCUGCUCCACCUGUCCCUCCUCCUCCGGCACCUCAAGCCACUCAGAGUCAGGAGCCACCACGCCCUCCACCUCCACCUAGCUAUCAGCCUAAAAAGGCCAGCCAGUUAUCUACAGGUGCCGGUCCUAUGUCUCAUGUCUCAGGCUUAGACACCCAUGGACCCAUCUCUUACCAAGCUACACCAUCUAUAGGCCAGGUCUCUACAGCACCUACGUCAGCUUUACAGCCUCAAGAUUGGCAAUCAACCCAGUUGCUGGAUAGUGUUGGUAAUGUUCGUCAAGCAUUUGUCAUGUCACAGCCACCAACCGAUGCAAUGAGCAGUCUCAGUUUAGAGAAUGCACCUCCGAGGCCACCCCUACCACAGGGGGAAGUCCCCCCACCCCGCCCACCUCCCCCAGAGGAAGAAACAGAAGCACACUUCCAUGAGGCACCGCCUAGCAACCAGCCUAUUAUGAAAGCUGCCUAUGACUUGCAUUUGGAGACACAGAAAUGGUCCAGCCAGGGCAAUGACCUGGUUGCUGCUGCUAAGAAGAUGGCUAUCCUCAUGGCUCAAAUGAGUAAACAUGUCAGGGGAGAGGGAGGCAGUAAGAAGGAUUUCAUCAUGUGUGCUCGGAUGAUUGCUAAGCAAUCAGGAGAAGUGACUCGACUGGCUAACAUCAUAGCAGAUCAGUGCACUGACAAACGCAUCCGAUUGAACAUGAAGCAAGUGAUUGAGCGAAUCCCAACAUUCAGCACACAACUCAAGAUCUUGACUACUGUCAAGGCUACUAUGCUGGGUGCACAAGAUCCUGAGAAAGAUGAGGAAGCGACUGAGAUGUUGAUUGGUAAUGCACAGAACUUGAUGCAAGCAGUCAAAGAGUCUGUACGUGCCUCAGAAGCUGCUUCCAUCAAGAUACGUACUGAUGCUGGACUCAAACUACGCUGGGUGCGACGUAAUCCAUAUGCUUACUAACUCCAUAUGGAAAGGCCCGUUUCUAGCCAGACGUGGCCGUCCCGCAUGAUUGUCGCACUCACAGUAUAUUUGUUACUUGAAUGUCUGAAGGUAGUUGCUGAUUGAUGCUAGUGACAUCACUGCAGAGUUCAGUUAUUGAAAUGUGACUUGAUUGCUGACAUGACUUCUUGUAACUACACCAUACAAAUGAUGAAUACAAACUAAUGACUACAAACACACACGCACAGUUCACAGUGUGGCACAAACACAGCAAUUGUUUUCUCUUUGUUGAAAAAUGACUGGGUUUGUAAUGAUGUAUCAUUUGUCAAAGCAGUGACUGUCACCUUGUAUCCAGUAACUAUAAGCAUUGACAAUUGUCAACUCACAACCAACUGACCACCAAUGGACUUUGGCAAUCCCCUUCCUUUCCUUUCCCUCCAAAUCUGCCUGAUGAUUUAUUGACCCUCUUCCUUACGGUCCAGACUUGACUUUUUACUUAUCUGUUUGACCAAUGACACUGUUGAAUCUGUGUAGCCCCCGCUGCAGUGUGCCGGAGGUCACAGGUGCAGAUACUGCUCUUGUCAACUUUUUGUUAAUUCUGAAACUUUAUAUUCUAUUUGCUUUGAGUUGGUGCUUAAGAUAUUCUUCUAUGCAGGUCAUUAAAAAAAGCAGCUUUAAAUAGUAUGAGAUGGAAAAUGCCAGGCAUAGUAAAGCGAGUCAGGUAUAGUAAAGCGAGUCAGGUAUAGUAAAGCCAGUCAGGUAUAGUAAAGAGAGUCAGGUAUAGUAAAGAGAGUCAGGUAUAGUAAAGCCAGUCAGGUAUAGUAAAGCCAGUCAGGCAUGGUAAAGCGAGUCAGGUAUGGUAAAGAGAGUCGGCCAUAGUAAAGCGAGUCGGAUAUAGUUAAGAGAGUCAGGCAUAGUAAAGAGAGUCGGGUAUAGUAAAGAGAGUCAAUAUCACGCUAUGGUAGGGAAAAACAGACUAUUGACAAUAGAGUACCACUAUCAAGCAGUUACCUUCAACAGGCCAUUUCAUAACAGGGCUGCAUAUAUCAUCUUACCAUGCAAACACAUCGCACUACCUCUAAGAUUAAAGUGGACAUUAUUCACUCAUGCAUGUCCAAAACAAUGUACAUGUAAAAAAAAAACCUGCAAUUCCAUGUCACUUGGUGCAUAAUGAAUACCUCAGGUGAUGUCUGCAAAUGGUUGUUAUCCUUUUCUCAAAGUCCACUGCAGAGUGUGAUAUAACUGAUGAACAAAAAAGACCAAGCACCAUAGAAUAAUCCCAAAUAAGCCUUGAAAUCCAGAAUCUCAGUGCUAAGCCAUUGUAUGAACUGAGGAGCUUUUCCAUUGUUUAAUCCUCUCAACAAAAGACAGCACUGGGGCCCUUGGUUUCAGUGCCAAUUUGCAAAUCCCCUAUUAAUGUUGAGCUGUCACAAUAUUUGUAAGCACAAAUAUAUCAGAUGGUUGAUGACUGUCUAAUGAACUGCCUCUCCAUACUGCCCCAACCAAUCACAAAACAGCAUGGUCAAAACAUUACUUCAAAUCAUCGACAUAGAUAUAUUAACAAGUAUUUUUAUAAUAGACUUUAUUUAUAGCAGCCUACUUUUUGCCACUCUUUUUCUUUAGUCGAUGCAUAGAAAGUGUGAAAUGUAUGAAAUAAAUACUAAUCAAUGAUUUUCAUUUUUAAAUAUUUGAUAUAAUUAAGCAAUAGAGUUUUAAUUAUUUCAUAGUUACUAAUAUCGUGGAAUGUGUGAAUACAUUCUACAUUUGUAUUUUGAUUGGUUCUUGAAAUGUGGAAAGUGACAAAACUUGGACUUCCUAUGUUAACUGUGUAAACUAAUUUAUUAUUAAUAUUUUACUUCGUAAUAGAACAAUUUGUCAUUUUCUAUUUUGUAAAACUUCCUUUUGAAGAAAAAAAAAUGACUUUGCAACAAAAUUAAGGCCCAUCUUAUGGAGCUGCCGAGUAUGAGAAAUAUUUUGCUUUAUAGCUUAGACGGGUUACAUUUCCGUGAAAUGAGAGCUUACUUACACAAUAGAUCGUUUGCACUGCAGCCAUCUUGGAGGUGCUUUUGUUCAACAGGGACAUGCAUGGCUAGACCUAUUCAUGAGAUGAAAUGUACCUCCUGCUUUCUAGUGUAGACGUCUUACCACUCGACCACCGAGCUUGCGGGGUUGGUUGGCUGGUUUGAAUCUGAUGUAGCAGGGGGUGUCACAAUGAAUAUACAUAUAUUCAUAAGAUGGAAUUUGUGUCAGGGCGAUGUAAAUUCAAUAUUAGGUUUUGCCCUUCACCUAUGUGUAAAGACUGUAUACUCAGUGUGUGGACCUCUUAAUGAAUUAAUAUAACAAAGCACACCUCCAACAUGGCUGCUACAUGCAACCCAUCUGUAGCUCAGUGUGUUUGCUUCAAAAGUGUAAGCCAGUUACAUGACAUUGCCUUUAUGCUUGUGCUUUAUUGCAUUGACGUCAUUUUUAAUAUAUCUGUUGCAUUGAACAGAUUCUUGCAUAGAACACUAUUGAGCUAAUUCAGUAAUGUUAAGUUCAUUACAUGUAUUUUAGAAUAUGCACAAUGUGCGUAGUGACAUUCUCACAGUCAGUUUUCAGCUAGACUGUAAAGUCAUGUCACUUGUUUCUAAUCUAAAGAAUGACAAUCUAAGAUUAUGAUCUCUGAACUGACGCAAGUAGAUUUGUUGUAUUGUAAGCGAUUCGGGAAGUCAAUGGAUUUAAGGUUCAGCAAAUACUCUUCUUUCUUUUUUUCAAGUCAAUACAUGUAGCUGUAAGUGGGAUAUUUGCCCGACAGCCAACUAAUGUUUCAGCCUAUUAAGACAUGUGGCAUCACUGCUUAUUAUCAGACUUGUAUUCAGGCACCAAACAUGGAGGCUGAGUCCGAGUCAUGUCUCCUGAGUCCGAGUCCCGAGUCCCACUGGUCGAGUCCGAGUCACAAGUCACAAAUGUCGAGUCACCUUUAAUAUAUUUUGGAAAUUAAUUUGAGGUACUGCUAUAACCUCACAGUGUAAAUGUUUCAAUUUCUAUCAGGUUUUUCUCUAAUUUAAUGAACUGGUAUACAAUUAAUGAAUGUUUAUGAAUGCAAUGGUGAGAAUAUUGUCAUGAGAUGAAAGAUGGAAUGUUUAUGAUACAUUCAACGAGGCGAAGCAAGUCCGAGUCACAAGUCUGGUUAUUAUAGCUACAUGUACACAUACAUAGCGAAGUGUGCAAUAAGGAGCAAGGACCUUGAGUUUUUGCCCAUAGCUCUAUGAGACGUUCUUACGUUGAUGCAAGCGUGUACCAAGGUGACCACUAGUCAACCAAACAUCUUGAACAAACUUGCACAGAACAUGGCUUUCAUUUGGAGUUAGGUUUUUGUACCCUUAUAAUUUAAACAAAAACGUGUGUUUGACCAUGGUUUUUUGACAUUAAUAUAGGCCUAUAGCCCGUUAUGGAUAUUGUUUCAUAUUCAUUAGAAGUGUCAUGCAAUAUUUUGAGAGGAUGAAAUAGGAAUUUUUUUUUCAAUUCUUUUCUUUCUUUUAAACUUCUUCACAUCACCUUGUAAGAUGACUGUUUGUUCCUUUUAAAACGUACCCUCUACAGCAAGAACUUUUAAUGUUGCUCUUUUUGAGUUUCAUGCAGAAAAAAAUAACAUGUAUUUCUGAUUUAAAAGUGCUGUUUUCCUACCACUACCAGUUAAUUCACUGCUGAAUAAGACAUCAAACAAAACGCUUGCUCCUGUUUAGCUAUGGAAUAAUUCAGGCAGAUCUGUUUUUGCAUCGGACGUGCAAAAUAAAAGCCUUAUGCAGAAGGUUGCAGACACAAUAAAACAAUUAACAAUUACUUGGCAGAAAACAAAUCUCAUAUGUACGAGAGCACAUGGGAUUUUGAUGGAGCAGGUUACCUGUAGAAUUACUGCCUUGACUAGUGAUUUAUCAAUCCUGUAAUUAACGUUUUCUAACUCUGUAAUUAUAUCAUACAUGUAAGUGUAACUGGUAAUGUAACCGAUGUGUGUAAUGUAGGACGUACAUGUAUAUUUAACAUGCACAGUUUCACCGAAUGUAAUCACAUGAAAAAAAUUAAUCACUUGAAAAAGAGGAAAAUAAUUUGGUUUUUAUUAUGCAUGCAAAAGUGAAUACUGCCUUUGAACACUCACAUUAUAUAAUAAUUGACAGAAAUCUUUCAACCAUGGUGCCUUGACAUUUGCUCAGUGUACAUGUAUUCAAUACAAGAUGUGAUGCCAUGCCUGUAGGUACGGUAUGCAUAACACGGGACAAACAGGUUGCUAUAAACGUCUUCCUCUAAUAAUUUCUGUAAUCAAUAUUUUACUUAUUAAAUUCCACCAGUCUUAGCUGUGGUCGUCUGACAAUGUUUCUGUAACUGCUCUUCCCAGUGUACUUUGUAUUUCUGGACUAACGCUGUAGUGCAUUAUCAAUGCGUGUUUAUUUAUGGUUGUUUGUAGUUUUGUUUUAAGAGAGCUUCAAUUAAAAUGCCUGGCAAGGUAAACAGAUGAA